This is a messenger RNA of Funneliformis mosseae, 867 nucleotides long. NCBI's taxonomy places the organism in Eukaryota, Fungi, Glomeromycota, Glomeromycetes, Glomerales, Glomeraceae. The record is from the annotation of a GenBank genome assembly.
AUGCCUAAAAUCAGAAAGCCAACAAAUAACAAUCGCAUUAUUAAGUCAGAUAUCGAUUCCAAGUUAAAUUUUGGCAACGAUGGCUUUAAUUAUAUUCUCAAACCGACAAUCCCUUCCACCUUAACAAUAAAUGAAAUUGUUAGUGUUAUUAAAGCACCUAACAAUAAUAAAAAGGCAAAAACUUUUCCAAAUGCUUUCAUUGCAUAUAAAAAGGCAUUAAUUAAAGAGAAUCGUAAUAGAAACAUCAAAUUACCUCCUAUGCGCCACCUUUCUAAAAUUACAUCGUGUUAUUGGGAUGAAGAACCAGAAAAUGUAAAAGAAUUUUACAAAAAGCUAUCCGAGAAAGCUAAAUCUUUGUAUAAGCUGGAGAAUCCGAUUCAAAUUUUAUUUGAUAAACAUAUGGAUGAAGUUGAAAAGGUUUCACGUGUUACAGGUGUAAAUAAUAAAGCUGACUCGAAUUAUAUCCAAGACAUUGAGGAUCCCGUUGAAAAUAUAAUUUAUACGCAAAAUUCAACAAGUGAUCUUCCGAUUGAAGAUAAUUCUGCCAGCGUUAUGAAUUUUCUCCUCGAAAACAAUUAUAUUAAUAGUUCCCAAGCGAAUUUUGUUAAUAAUAAUUUUUUCGAAGACCCGUACAUAAUGAAUCAAGUUCAUAACGAUCAAGUGUAUAUUUCAGAUUAUGUCAAUUUUACCCAAGGCAUCGAUGAUUUAACUUUUACGCAUUCGUAUCUUCCUACUGAAGAUUAUUCCUCUUGUAACCUUUUCGAUCGAGAGUAUGAAAUGGAACAUAUUUUUACCGAUUUCGCAUUGGUUGAAAAUAAUCAAGAAAGUGUUUCAACUUAUGGCACAGACUCGGAUUAUAAAUUAUAG